This is a messenger RNA of Microdochium trichocladiopsis, 3454 nucleotides long. RefSeq lists its product as uncharacterized. Gene Ontology annotation, biological process: nucleoside metabolic process. Gene Ontology annotation, molecular function: catalytic activity; protein binding; ADP binding. The record is from RefSeq and is a predicted model, not a curated record. Lineage: Eukaryota; Fungi; Ascomycota; Sordariomycetes; Xylariales; Microdochiaceae. The coding region runs from base 1 to 3240 and encodes 1079 amino acids. The transcript has 4 exons.
AUGACAUGCAGCAGUUGCUGUUUCUUCGUCGCCCCAUCUGCAGUGGUGGCCAUCGCGAAUCAUCGGGCCAAUCUUCGUCAUACCCUUCACGGGAUGGCGACAUCACAGGGUGAUCCCGCAGCUAUCCUCGACCCCAAGGACUAUGCUGUCGUCUGGAUUGCACCCCUCGAGAUCGAAGCCAAGGCCGCCUUAUAUAUGCUCGACGAGCAACACCAAGGCCGAUUUGCAGUGGAUCAUGGCGAUGAGUACGUGUUCCACGCGGGUAGCAUGUGCGGCCACAAUGUCGUCAUAGCGACUUUCCCAGCUGGCCAGGAGUAUGGCACAGGGUCGGCGGCAGCACUCGCAAGCCAGAUUCUCAAGUGCUUUCCCCAUCACUGGUUUGGACUACUGGUUGGCGUCGCGGCGGGACUGCCAGACCUAUCCUGUAACCCACCCCGCGACAUCCGCCUCGGCGAUGUGCUGGUCAGUCUCCCUGAGGGCGAGAGAGCGGGGAUCAUCGCGUACGAUCUCGGCAAAGAGACCGACGACGGAUUUCAACCCCUACGGUACGGACACGUCUUGACCACGACGAAGCCGAUAGUGCGGUCGGCAAUCGGGAGGAUCAAAAUCCAAGCACCAAACGAUGCCGCGAUCUUCCUUCCCUACUACGAGAAGAUCCGUGACCGGGAGCACGCUAACGGCACCUUCAUGGACCCUGGGCAAGACCGCGACAGGCUCUACUCGACAAACGAGGGCAGACCGGACGAACUCGUCGAACGAGUCCAACGACCAGACUCAGCCCGUACACAAGUAUGGUACGGGCCGAUCGGAUCGGGAGAUAAGCUAUUGAAAAAUGCGCAGAGACGGAACGAGCUCAGGGACAAGUACGGGGUUAUUGGCCUCGAGAUGGAGGCGGCAGGGACGAUGAACCGAAUACCCGUAGGAGUCAUCCGGGGGGUGUGCGACUAUGGCGACCAGCAGAAAAACAAAGAGUGGCAGCCGUACGCAGCGGCGAUGGCGGCUGCGUAUGCGAAAGCCGUGCUGAGGGAGAUACCUCCUUUAAGAAGUACGAGCCACACAGAUGACAUUGCGAAUAUCGUAGGAUCUAACACAGAAUCUGCUCUUCCAUGCUAUCACAUCCAGCUUCCUGAAAACGCCCGCUUUACUGGUCGAGAAACCGUCCUGGACGCAUUGAAUCAAGCAUUCUUGACACGACAGGAAACCCGUCGGAUGGCACUGGUUGGUCUAGGCGGCAUCGGCAAAACACAGAUUGCGCUACGGUUUGCAUACGAUAUCAAAGCCAGCCGACCCGACUGUUCCAUCUUCUGGGUACCAGUCCUGAGUUAUGGCAGCGUAGAACAUGCGUACGUCGAGAUAGCCAAGAAGCUAGGCGUCCAGCAGAAAUCGGACGAGCAAGAUGUCAAGGAACUGGUUUGCCAGUAUCUAAGCUCGGACAAAAGCGGCGAAUGGCUGUUAGUCAUUGACAACGCUGACGACCAGGAGCUCUUCUUCGGAUCUGACGAUAAGGCUGGUAUCGAGGAGUACAUUCCUGAGGGCGAGAACGGGUUGAUACUGUUGACGUCGCGUUCGAGAGAGGUAGCUGUGCAGUUUGCACAGACCAGUAUUGUUGACAUUGAAGCAAUGGACCCGAAGGAGGCAACACUACUUUUCAAGAAGUCUCUCACGCAGGGACAGACACCCCAGGACGAAGCACUAGUGGAAGAUCUUCUUAUCCAGCUGACCUAUCUUCCGCUCGCAAUCACCCAGGCAGCAGCAUAUCUCAAUCAGACCAAGCUACCAAUCCGCAAAUACCUAGGGUUACUACAAGGUGCCGAGAAAGACGCAGUUCGACUCUUCAGUCGAGAAUUCCGCGACAGCGCAAGAUAUCGGAACUCGCCUAACGCUGUAGCCACAACAUGGAUUGUUUCAUUCGAACAGAUCCUGAAGUCCGACCCAAUUGCUGCCGAUCUGCUCUCGUUCACGGCAUGUAUUGAGCCGAAGGCGAUACCGCAAUGGGUCAUGCCAAGCUCAGAGUCAGAGGAGACUGAAUGGGCGAUUGGCACCCUUUGUGGAUACUCGUUUCUCGUUCGGCGAGGAACCGACGACAUAUUCGAUAUGCAUAGUCUUGUGCAUUUGGCCACGCGGGAAUGGCUUAAGAAGCAGGAUCGGCAAGAGCUGGUGGCGCACAAUGCCAUACGUCAUCUCCAAGAUAUAUUCCCUUCGCACGACAGCGCAAAUCCGGUACAGAGGGAGACACUGGACGAGAAGGAUCAUUCUCGACUAUCAUCGGAGCACGAGCUUGCGAGUGCAUACCUUAACGACCGACGGAUCAAGGAAGCAAUCGAGAUGUUGGAGCAUGUGGUAGCGGUACAGAGGGAGAUACUGGACGAGAAGGAUCAUUCUCGACUGGCAUCGGAGCAUAUGCUUGCGAGGGCAUACCUCGACGACCGACGGAUCAAGGAGGCGAUCGAGAUGUUCGAGUAUGUAGUAGCGGUGUGGAGGGAGACACUGGACGAGAAGGAUCAUUCUCGACUAUCAUCGGAGCACGAGCUUGCGAGUGCAUACCUCAGCGACCGGCGGAUCAAGAAGGCAAUCGAGAUGUUGGAGCAUGUGGUAGCGAUACGGAGGGAGACACUGGACGAGAAGGAUCAUUCUCGACUGGCAUCGGAGCAUAUGCUUGCGAGGGCAUACCUCGACGACCGACGGAUCAAGGAGGCGAUCGAGAUGUUCGAGUAUGUAGUAGCGGUGUGGAGGGAGACACUGGACGAGAAGGAUCAUUCUCGACUAUCAUCGGAGCACGAGCUUGCGAGUGCAUACCUCAGCGACCGGCGGAUCAAGAAGGCAAUCGAGAUGUUGGAGCAUGUGGUAGCGAUAGGGAGGGAGACACUGGACGAGAAGGAUCAUUCUCGACUAUCGUCGGAGCACGCGCUUGCGAGGGCAUACCUCGACGACCGACGGAUCAAGGAGGCGAUCGAGAUGUUCGAGUAUGUAGUAGCGGUGUGGAGGGAGACACUGGACGAGAAGGAUCAUUCUCGACUAUCAUCGGAGCACGAGCUUGCGAGUGCAUACCUCAGCGACCGGCGGAUCAAGAAGGCAAUCGAGAUGUUGGAGCAUGUCGUGGCUGUUGAAGCUCACAUUUAUGCCGAGGACGACCCUGAGCGCGUUCUCUCCGUGGAUCUGCUAGCGGAUGCAUACAUACAACUCGAAUCGUGUAAUGAGAAUAUGGACAGCAAGAGUCCAGUCUCAGAUGGCGAUGACUAAGGGCACAACAAGGACACUACCAUGAGCAGGCAUGCAUCCAUCGAGAAGCUCAUAAAGGCUAUGAGUAGCAUGCAAAUCUAGAGAACGAAGCACGGGGAGUCUGCUGUACCACAGAGUGGAUCGCAUCUAGGACGAUAAUCAAGUUUCAGCUUUAUUCAUGCAUAAAGUCUCAACUGAAGAGAGAGUGGACGUCUUUCCGGAGUUAUUGUACAUG